Helianthus annuus (common sunflower) is the source of this 2896-nucleotide messenger RNA. Its product is annotated as protein RBL. The transcript is spliced from 6 exons. The coding region runs from base 212 to 2626 and encodes 804 amino acids. Gene Ontology annotation, molecular function: DNA binding; protein binding. NCBI's taxonomy places the organism in Eukaryota, Viridiplantae, Streptophyta, Magnoliopsida, Asterales, Asteraceae. The record is from RefSeq and is a predicted model, not a curated record. Gene Ontology annotation, cellular component: Set1C/COMPASS complex.
UUGGAAAUUCUAAAUUUUCCAUCAUUAUACCCAUGGCCAUCUUUGGCCCAAACCUCAAAACUCUCCACCGCAGUAAAACCCCUAUCUUCUCUCUACCCCUCUCCGGUGACACAUCACCGGCGGCAAAACCCUAGGUUUUCCCAUCACAAGCGAGCAAAUGCAGACUCAAUUCACUUCAUAACAGCAUAAAUUGCCAGCUAAUACACACGUCAUGAAUGGUCCGACUGUAGAUCCGUUGCAGGGGGGUUUUCCGGAAGUGAUAGAUACGUAUUUGGAAUAUGGUGUCAUGAAAUGCAUUGCCUUUAAUCGCCGUGGUACUCUUCUAGCAGCUGGGUGCUCUGAUGGCAGGUGUGUUGUAUGGGAUUUCCAGACCAGAGGAAUCGCUAAGGAACUUAAGAACAAUGACCGUGUUGCUGCCAUAACUAGCGUUUGCUGGUCAAAAACUGGUCAUCACAUACUUGUAUCAGCUUCCGACAAUUCUUUGACUCUUUGGAAUGUUUCAAAGGGUGAAAAGGUCUUUCAAACAUUACUACAACAAACUCACUUACAAGCCCGCCUACAUCCUGGCGGCAGCGGUGGUUCCUCGCCACCAUCUCUUUGCCUAGUCACUUCAUCCUCUUCCGCUCCUUUUAUACUCGAUUUCCGUACCCACAUUACAACCGUGCUUCCGAUAUCAUCACCCGAUAACGCCACACACAACGUUUCAGAUGGAUCUUACAAUUAUACCACUACCGAAGCUUGCUUUAACAAGUCUGGGGAUCUGGUUUAUUUAGGAAAUUCAAUAGGGGAAAUUCUGAUAAUCGAUUAUAAAAACAACAAGGUUUGUGGUAUCGUUCAAAUUCCGGGUGGUGCGGCAAUAAAGAAUAUAGUAUUCAGCAGGAAUGGGCAACACGUUCUUACGAAUUCGAGUGAUCGUAUUAUUAGGGUUUAUGAGAACCUUUUGCCCUUGAAAGAUGCACACAAAUUUUUUGUUGGAAAUGAAUCUGUUGGAUUAAAGUGUUUAUCACUUCUUCGGGAGUUUCAAGAUUCCGUAACAAAAGUGCAUUGGAAAGCACCAUGUUUUAGCGGUGAUGGUGAGUGGGUUGUUGGCGGUUCCGCUAGUAAAGGAGAGCAUAAGAUAUACGUAUGGGAUCGGGACGGGCUUCUUGUGAAACUACUUGACGGUCCGAAGGAAGCUUUAGUGGAUUUGGCGUGGCACCCUGCUAAACCAAUUGUUGUUUCGGUGUCGUUUACGGGUUUAGUUUACAUUUGGGUAAAAGAUUAUACGGAAAAUUGGAGUGUGUUUGCUCCGGAUUUCAGGGAACUUGAUGAAAACGAGGAGUACGUGGAACAAGAAGACGAAUUUGAUUUGAUGCCUGAAACUGAGAAGGUUAAAGGAUCAUGCUUAAAUGAAGAUGAUGAAGUUGAUAUUAUUACAGUUGAGAAGGAAUCAACUUUUAGCGACUCGGAUAUCUCUCAGGAAGAAUUACGCUACUUGCCAGCACACCCUUGCCCCGAUAUUCCUGAGAAGCUUCUAGAUAGCAACAAUGUUGGAUCCCCACUUUCAAAUGACUCGAGUGAAACUGAUGACGUGGAGAACUAUGUGGUUGAAUACAUAGGCGGGGCCCGCGGUACAGUCAUGGAGGAUUCUGUGGUUGAAUAUACAGGUUGGACACGCGGUACCGUUGUGGAUAAUUCUGUGGUUGAAUACACAGGCGGGGCGCGUGAUACAGUUGUGGAGACUUCUGUUGUUGAAUACACAGGCGGGACGCGCGAUGUGGUUGUCGAGAGUUCUGUGGUUGAAUACACAGGCGGGACAUGCGAUGCGGUUGUCGAGGGUUCUGUGGUUGAAUACACAGGCGGGGUGCGUGAUUCAGUUGUGGAGAAUUCUCUGGUUGAAUAUACAGGCGGGACACACGAUGCAGUUGUCGAGACUGCUCUGGUUGAAUACACAGGCGGGACACGCGAUGCGGUUGUGGAGACUUCUGUUGUUGAAUACACAGGCUGGACGCGCGAUGCAGUUGCGGAGAGUUCUGCAGUUGAAUACACAGGUGGGACACUCUUGAAAAGAAAACGAAAACGAUCAAAGAAGUUGUUGGAAUUGCAGGAUAUAAAAGAUACACAGAAAACAAUAUUAUCAGAUUGUAGUUACAAGGAGAGUUUUUUAACUCCAGACUGUGAUUUACCCAUGACAGAACAAAAGAAAACUAAAUCCAAAUCAAUGGUUUGGAAUCAUUUCGAAAAACUCCAGAAAUCAGACAAAAAAGUUGCGGUUUGUAACUAUUGUGGUGCAAAUUUUGUUUCGGAAAAUGCUGGAACUACUCAUUUAUGGUACCAUCUUAGAGGAAAACACGCAGAAGUCAUUGUUCCAGAAGAAUGUAAUCACAUUGAUAUUAAAUCAACUACGGAUGAUAACGAGUCGAUGACGGAAUAUGAAGAAGUCGAACCUGCUAGCCGGCGGAAGAAAAGAUCCGAGGUUUGGAACUAUUACAAAAAGUUCACGAAACGAAACAACAAAAGUGUUGCGGUUUGUAACUUUUGUCAGAGAAGAUUUGUUUCUGGACCUGCUGGAACUCAUCAUUUGUGGAACCAUGUUAAGAGAAAACAUGCAAAAGAGGCGGAACUCGUUGUUUCUACGAACAAAUGAGUUCCGUGUGUUACAAUGGUGGGAAAUAAUGCUACCAAGUAUCCAAUUUUGAUGAAAUUAGUGACAUAUGUGUUGGUGGAUCCAGCAACAAUAGCAUCUUGAAGAUCUUUAAGUUGGCUACUUUCAAAUGUCUUAUUGAUCAUGAAAUUAGUGAUUAGAGUAGAUGAUUUGUUUGGUGUUCUUGGAUAUUUAAUAAGAGCUGUCUUGAUGACUAGAUAUAGUUUGUAGUUGGUAUGGAAGUUAAUAUAUAUAUAUUGGUUAUUUAAUUUA